UGCUAGCUGGAUGAGCUGUCUGAAGAGCUGCAGAGUGUGCGUGCUGAGAAAGAGACUCUCCUGUCUGAGCAGAGUGGUGCUGCUCAGAGUUCUGCAGAGGAGAUGGAGAAGCUUCUCUCUGCAGUCACAUUUCUCACUGCAGAGAGAGACCAGCUCCAGGGAGACCUUCAGGAAAAUGUAGACAUGGCUGCUGAGACACACAUUAUUCUACAGUCUUUUCAAGACGAGAUGCAGCAGCAGAGGACCAAGCACUCAGAUCUGGUGAAACCCUACGAGCAGAAGGAGUCUGAUUUACGGGAAAAUAUGCCGAGUCUGUCACAGGAACUUGAGAGUGUGCGUGCUGAGAAAGAUACUCUCCUGUUUGAGCAGAGUGCUGCUGCUCAGAGUUCUGCAGAGGAGAUGGAGAAGCUGCUCUCUGCAGUCACAUCUCUCACUGCAGAGAGAGACCAGCUCCAGGGAGACCUUCGGGAAAAUGUAGACAUGGUGAGUGACUACAUUGCU
Notothenia coriiceps (black rockcod) is the source of this 501-nucleotide messenger RNA. Its product is annotated as centromere-associated protein E-like. The transcript has 3 exons. The record is from RefSeq and is a predicted model, not a curated record. The annotation marks the transcript as partial. Lineage: Eukaryota; Metazoa; Chordata; Actinopteri; Perciformes; Nototheniidae.